Hirundo rustica (Barn swallow) is the source of this 4848-nucleotide messenger RNA. It is a transcript of the gene GATAD2A, whose product is annotated as GATA zinc finger domain containing 2A. The record is from RefSeq and is a predicted model, not a curated record. Bases 835 to 2625 code for a protein of 596 amino acids. Gene Ontology annotation, biological process: negative regulation of transcription by RNA polymerase II. Gene Ontology annotation, molecular function: sequence-specific DNA binding. Gene Ontology annotation, cellular component: NuRD complex. The transcript is spliced from 12 exons. NCBI's taxonomy places the organism in Eukaryota, Metazoa, Chordata, Aves, Passeriformes, Hirundinidae.
CCAGGGAUCAGCGGGAAAAGGAGCAGGAUCAGCCUGGGAUUUCGGAGGAGGGGGUUGGAGCUGCCUUGAAUUUGGGGAAAAGGGCUGGAAGUGAUCCUGGAUCCGCAGCAGAGGGGCUGGGAUCUGCCUGGAAUUUUGGGAGAGGAGCGGGAAUCUGCCGUGAAUUUGGGACAAAGAGGCUGGAGUCUGUCAGGGAUCAGUGAGAAAGGGGCUGGAAGUUGGGAAUGCUGGAAGUUGGGAAUGCUGGAAGUUGGGAAUGCUGGAAGUUGGGGUGUUCCGGGAAUGCUUCGAAUCCCAAAAUCCCAGAUCCAACUCGGGGAUGUUGCUGAGGGAAUUCCGAGGCUGGAGAUGAAUCCUGACAGGGAAUAAUCCCUCUUUUUAUCCUGGAUUCUCGGAAUUCUGGGAUACUUCGGAGUGGGAAGGAGCUCAGGGAUCAGCCAGGGCUAUUCCUGCUAUCCCAGGUUUUUCCAGGCUGGCCUUGGACAUUCCCAGGAAUUCCUGGGAAUUCUCUGCUGCUCCCUCUCCAGUUUUUCCCACAGAUCCCAAACUUUUCCAGGAUUUUCCCACUCUUGAUCCAACCAGAGGCUCCUUCCUGAGAAUCCCGAGCCUUAAUGCAGCAGGAAUUCCAAAAUUCCACGAUUUCCAUGGGAAAUCCAAGGAAUUCCAGCUCUCCUGGAUCCUUGGAGCUCCCCGGGAAGAGCGGCCGGGGCAGCUCCGAAUUCCAAAGGAUUUUCUGGGAUUUUCCCAGAUCCUCUUAGGCACGAAGAGCUCCGGGAUCCUCGGCUCCGGCUCAUCCCAGCGGGACCCCAUGACCUUCCCUGACGGGCGCUCACCAUGAGCGAGGACUCAUGCCGCACCCGCAGCCAGAAGCGCGCCCUGGAGCGGGAAUCGGAGCCGGACAAUAAAAAACUCAGGAUGGACAAAGGAAUCCCGGGAUCCGACCUCGGCGCCGAGGGCGACGCGAAAAUCAGAGCGGAUCCCGGGCCCGGGAAAAUCCCGGGAAUGCUGAAAAGUGGGGAGGUGAAAGCCACCAUCAAAGUGGAGCUGCCGGCCGGGGACGAGCCCGUGGACAUGAGCACGUCCAAAGGGGAUUCCCGGCGGGAGCGCCGCGUUCCCUCCCCGGACGUCAUCGUGCUGUCGGACAACGAGCCCUCGAGCCCCCGCGUGAACGGGCUGAGCCGCGCCGGCAGCCCCGAGCCCGGAGCGCCGGCACUGCUGCGGAGCCCGGAGCAGCGGGAGCGCCUGAUCAAGCAGCUGCAGGAGGAGCUGCGGCUGGAGGAGGCCAAACUGGUGCUGCUCAAGAAACUCCGGCAGAGCCAGAGCCAGAAGGAAACGCCGGCGGCCAAGCUUUCCUCGGGCCCCUCUGGAAGCGCUGCGGCCACGCCCCCGCCCUUGGUGCGGGGUCCUCAGGCUGUUCCCGCUGGGAAAACUUCCCUCCAGCCCUCUUCCAGCCGCAUUCCAGGCUCUGGAAUUCCUCCCCCGCUGCUCCGGGGGGGCCAAGGCGCCGCCUCCAAGCUGGGGUCGCAGCAGAGCCCCCAGAUCGUGAUGCCGCCCUUGGUCCGAGGGGCCCAGCAAAUCCACACGAUCCGGCAGCACUCCGGCACGGGCCCGCCGCCGCUGCUGCUGGCGCCGCGCGCCUCCGUGCCCUCGGUGCAGAUCCAGGGCCAGCGGAUCAUCCAGCAGGGCCUGAUCCGCGUGGCCAACGUGCCCAACGCCAGCCUGCUCGUCAACAUCCCGCAGGCGUCCCCCACGUCCCUGAAGGGCUCGGCGGUGCCCUCAGCCCAGGCCGGCGCUGUCCCCGCGGGCUCGGCGGCGCUGGCGGGCAGCGGCGACGCCCCGGGCAGCCGGCAGGCCGCCGCCAAGCUGGCGCUGCGCAAGCAGCUGGAGAAGACGCUGCUGGAGAUCCCCCCGCCCAAACCGCCCGCGCCCGAGAUGAACUUCCUGCCCAGCGCCGCCAACAACGAGUUCAUUUACCUGGUGGGGCUGGAGGAGGUGGUGCAGAACCUGCUGGAGACUCAGGGGAAGGUGGCGGUGGCCGUGUCCUGCCGGGAGCCCUACCUGUGUGCCCAGUGCCACACGGACUUCACGUGCCGCUGGCGGGAGGAGAAGAACGGCACCAUCAUGUGCGAGACCUGCAUGGCCUCCAACCAGAAGAAGGCCCUGAAGGCCGAGCACACGAACCGGCUCAAGGCCGCCUUCGUCAAGGCCCUGCAGCAGGAGCAGGAGAUCGAGCAGAGGAUCCUGCAGCAAACGGCUCCUCCCGGGCAGCCCAAGGCCGAGCCCGUGGGGCAGCACCACGCGCUCAAGCAGAGCUCCAGCCAGAUGUCCCGAGGUGCCGGCGCUUCCCGAGGGGUCCUGCACGCCUUCAGCCCCUCGCCGAAGCUCCAGAGCUCCUCGGGCAGCGCCGCCCUCGGGAGCCGGCCCGGGAAACACGCGGAGAGAUCCGGCAGCAAGGGCAGCGCGGGCGCCUGGAAGAAAAAUCCCAUCAACACAGGUGGGGCCCUGCCCUUCGUCAGCCCCUCUCUGGCCGUGCACAAAUCGGCCUCAGCCGUGGACCGGCAGCGCGAGUAUCUCCUGGAUAUGAUCCCGCCCCGCUCCAUCCCACAGUCGGCCACGUGGAAAUAAUUCCCAAGGGAGAACUUUUCCAGGCUCUGCCAUCCUUUCCUUGGGUUUUUGGGUUUUUUUUCUGUUUUUUUUUUCUACCACAAUUCCGUGGAAUCUGCUUUAAUCCCAGCUGGAUAACGCCCCGAGGCUUCCUAGGAUGCGACACCACCACUCCUCAUCCGUCCCUGCCGGGAGAAGCGACCGCGCUGGGGUGGCCGAAUCCCGGCUCCGUUGGCUCCCAGAUUUUUCAUGGAAGCUGGCAGGGAAAGGGGGAAGAAUUCCUUAGAAGAAAAAAAAAAAAUUUUUUUUUUUUUUUUUUUUUUUUUUUUUUGGCUUUUUCCGUGUUUAGUUUUGGAAUUUUUUUGGCACCAGCACAAAAAACAAGACAAAAACAAAAAGGACUCAGCGACUCCUCUCUGCCUUCGCCGACGCCGAACGUUUCUGCCGGGAGCGCUCCGGAAUUCCGGAAUUUUGGGGCGUGGAGAGAGGAAUUCCAGCCCCAUCCUGCGUCCAGUGAGCCGACUUCGUGGCUGCUCCUUUUCCCUGCUCCUCCUCCAGCCGGGAAAGCAGGCGGCACGUCCCGAUAUUCCCAAAAUUCCGACGAUUCCGUGAAAAAGCCGCCGCAAACGAACGAGAAGUGCAAAUUCCCGAUGCCGGCUGAGAAUGGCUUGGUUGGGUUUUUCCCCGCAGGGAUCGGCCGGGAAGCGGGGAUUGCUGCGGGAGAUUCCCACUUCCCGUUUUCCUUGGAUUCUGGGUGGAACGGACCUCGGAACCGUUGGAAGUUUUCCAGACCCUGCAGUUCCCGAGAGACACAAACCGCCCUGGUUCUUUCUCAUCCCGCGAGUUUUGGGCCUUCCCGACGUUCCCAGAGACUCCAAAGCGAAACUUUUUUGGGAAUUUUUUUUCUCCUUUGGGAGGGUUGGUUGGGUUUGUUUUGUUGUUUUUAUUUUUUUCCUUUUCUGUUGUUGUUUUGAGGGAUAUUAUUCCAAAAUUUCUAGGAAUUCCAGAAGCUGAUGCAGGCAGGGAGGGUUGGGAGCCAUUCCCGAUUCCCACCGGGAAUUCCGGCCGUUCCCAAUCCUUCCCUCCGUGAGUUGAGUUCUUCCAGGCAUCCCAAGCAUGCUCCUGUAUCCAUUUGGGAUGGAAUUUUCCAUCUUUUUUUUGGGGAAUUCCAGAGGUUCAACCCAAAAUCCAUCCGUGGCCAGUUUGGUUUCAUUUUGGUUUCUCAUCCUCUUUUUUCCUUGGGCUUCUUCCCGAAUUCCAGGCGAAUCCAAGGGGCAGAAUUCCAGGCCUUAUUCCGGUGAUAAGAAUUCUUUGGGAAAAUUUUGGGGAAUUUUCUUGGGGAAAUUAUAAAUAUGUAUAAUCUAGAGAUCUAUAUAUUAAAACAAAAAAAAAAGGGGGGAAGAAAAUUCAGGAAAAGCCGGAUUUAUUUUCUUAGGAAUCGCUGAAGCCAAGAAUUCCUUCGGGAUCAUCCCCUCGGAUCCGAGUGACAGAACCUCUCCCUUUUCCUGCUUUUCCCGGCGUUUCGAUAUUUAGGGAUUUAGCUUAGGAAAGAACCCCAAACCCGGCUCGUUUUCCAAACUGGGAUUUGUGGGAUAAAACCCCCGGAGUUCCCACCCGGAUUUGGGGGUUUUCCGUAGGGAUGUGAAGAGCUCAGGUGUUGGGAAUUGGGUUGGAAUUUUGGAAUUUGGAGUUUUUCUUUUCAUUCCAAGCCUGGAUCGGGAGAGAUGCUGCCAGGGGGACGAUGUGGAAUUCCUUAAAAUUCCAUUGGAUUUCAUGGAAAAGUUGCUGUUCCUUUCCCAGGUGGAAUUUUUGGGGGGUUGGUUUGGGAGGAUUUUCCUCUCCGGGUUUUUUUCCUCAUGGAUGCAAACGUUUGGAAAAAGUUCGUUUAAAAAUUCCCAACAAAAUUCCUCCGAUUCAAAUCCAAUAUUUGGGGGGGAGGGGAGGAUCCUGGUUCGUUUAUUCCCGGUGUUUGGAUGAUUCCUGAAAAAAAACAAAACAGGGAAUGAAAGAGGAGCAGAAGGAUUCAAUGGGAUAAAAACCAACGUCAAAACUUUUUGGAUCCCAGCAGAAUUCCCUUGGAAAUUGGAAUUUCAGCCAAGUCUGGAUCGUCAGAGUAAUCAGGAAUGUUGGAAUUGAAGGAUUUGGAAUUAAAAAUCCAAACAAAUCUCUGUGUCCAGCCUUCAGAAUAUUCCAUCUCGAUUCCUUUUUUUUUUUUUUUUUUUUUUUUUUUUUUUAAUGCAGAAU